GGACUCCAAAAUUUUUUCGCAACAGACUUCGUUGCAGGCAUACAUAAUCAACAUGGAUUCCGAUGAAGGCCUUGAAGUUCGCCAGCUGCAGGCAUCGGAUUACGACAAGGGUUUCCUCGAUGUGCUUGCACACUUAACGACCGUGGGAGAGGUUUCUCGGGAUCUGUUCGAAGAGCAGCUUCGGCGCAGGGACGCGGAUGGGAGCUAUCGCACGGUAGUUAUAGAAGACGGCGGGCGCAUCGUGGCGACUGCCGCCAUGGUCAUCGAGCUCAAGUUCAUUCACGCAUGCAGCAAGGCUGAUCGCUGCGCUGGUGGACGCGGCUCGCGAGGCGGGCUGCUACAAGGUGAUCCUGGACUGCGCGGAGGCCAACGUGGCGUUCUACGAGAAGUGCGGCCUCACACGCAAGGAGGUGCAGAUGGUUCGCUACCUAGACCGCUGAGGAGCAAGAUGUCCACCGGCAUGGCUCGGCCAGUUGAUUCAUGGCAAUGCCCGUGUACUGGGCCAGUCAUGAAGUCAUGAAUAUCUUUGGCAAGGGACGAAGCACGAGGGCAAUACCGGUACACAAAGAUGCUGGUGCCGUCUGGUCCUGCGGGCCUGUCUGGCACGGGUACAUGCUGCUAGGCUUGCGCAUGCAACCGGAACCUGAACUGGGCAGGGAGUUCCCUUAACGCACCCGGGAUGCUCACUGCUUAAACGGAACAUUGCUCUUCGCAAUCGCGUGAGAAUUGCCGCGACUGCCGCUUCUCCUUAGGCUUUGCCUGGUAUCUCUGCUGCGUUUGGGGGUCGUACAUACCGUACAGCCCCUUGAGGCGGCCUGCCGACGGACCUGGCAGACACUAGCCCUACGUCCUUGAGUGUCCGUGGCCCGUCUGGCCAUAUAAUAAUAAUAAUAAUAGUUACGCCGGGCAAGCCCUGGCGUGGAUUAAGGGGGUGAGGCACUGAAGGGGGUCAGCCCUUGGAUGCCAGCACCACCGUCAACGUGGUCAGAGAUCGCAUGUGUCCUUAUCCCUCCUCUUGGAGGGUUGCUCGUGGGUUGUUUUCUAGCACCCUUCGGCACCUGACUAUCUUGUUGAGGUGGGUAAGGGCGUGGUGGUGGAGUGCUUCGCAGCACUUUGUGGCUUUGCUUGGGGUGACUCCCAAGUCUAUGAGGGUUUUUCGAAGGUCUUUGCGGAUGGUGCCUCCUACUCCUAGGCUGAUGGCCUCCUGGGUGGUGUAUUGUACGGUCCAUCCGUCCGCCCUGAGUAGUUCGGCAAGGCGCUUGUGCUGGUCGGCCUUCUGAUGCUGUUUGUCAGCAUGUCUGAGGUCUCCCGCGUAGCCUAUCUCGAGGAUGUGAAUAGUGUAGGGUUUCGGGUUUCGUGUGCGCUUCCGGGGUUUCUGCAUCGUGUUAUUGCUGGCUGGCAGGCCCUGUAUGAUUAGAAUGUCAGGUCUCAUCUUGUCCCACUCUGAUGCUUCGGUGUGUGGGGGUCGGAGCCAUUCGGGGAGACGUUUCCCCGCGAUGUACUCUGGGAGAUCUUCUGCUUUUCCCGCGUCCAUGACCAUGUAACUCCCUCCGUGCUGCCCCUUGUGUAUGGCAUCCGCUACAAUACGGACGGCUCCGUCAUGUCUUGUGCAAUACAUCCCGUGCAUUCGCGGGUCUUUGCAGCCACCCAGGAUGUGGCCCCCUGAGUCACAUACCUUACGGCAUACGGGGCAGGGGGGUCCGUGCCCACGGUCCUCGGGUGGGGUGUCCGUCUGGCCAUACACAAUGUACCGGUACUCGUGUACGGAUGUAGCUUAAACGGAUUUGAGGAGUGGCUUGACUUGCUGAGCAAGAGGUACUGAGCGCUGGGCCUAGAACACAGCUGCCUUGGUACUUUAAUCAUGACGAGUGGGUGACAGCUGGUGGGAGGCAGUGCUGUGGACCUCAGCGGGGGCAACACCCCAUUUCUGCCGGCGACUGUUGCGAACGCAUGCCGUUUGUGGGUUCCGUUUCUGAUCGGGGCGGUCAGGUGCUGGAGGUGUGGCAGGUUCGGCGUAAAGGG
This is a messenger RNA of Astrephomene gubernaculifera, 2022 nucleotides long. NCBI's taxonomy places the organism in Eukaryota, Viridiplantae, Chlorophyta, Chlorophyceae, Chlamydomonadales, Astrephomenaceae. The record is from the annotation of a GenBank genome assembly.